Messenger RNA from Mytilus californianus (California mussel), 2175 nucleotides. RefSeq names its product protein phosphatase 1 regulatory subunit 27-like. The record is from RefSeq and is a predicted model, not a curated record. Gene Ontology annotation, cellular component: cytoplasm. Lineage: Eukaryota; Metazoa; Mollusca; Bivalvia; Mytilida; Mytilidae. Gene Ontology annotation, molecular function: enzyme inhibitor activity; protein binding; phosphatase regulator activity. Bases 420 to 920 code for a protein of 166 amino acids. The transcript is spliced from 4 exons.
GUAUUGUCCCUGAGGUAUAGAUCUCUACAUUGAACAAGCAGGUGUACCGGAGUUAUAUUACUUUAGAUUACAGAAAAUAUUUGUGUUUUGAGCAUUUUUCAAUUUAAAUUACGUCAUUGUGCACGUGUAGGUUUAUUCUUCUAUAUUCAGAGGUUAUAAGAAGAGUCUCGGAGAACAAAGGUGCACGUGUAGGUUUCUUUACUUUUAUUCAGAGGUUAUAAGAGGCGCGGAAAACAAAGACAAUUCGCAAAGGAGAACGAUCUUAUGAUGUAAGGCGAAGUAUAUGGAGCUGAGAUAUAGAAGAUGAAAUCUGACACUGUUAAGAUGUAAUGAACAGACAUACUGUAAACAAAUCACUACACGAUUAUAUUGUAAACUUCCAUGUGUGUUAGACACGCGCAUCAGCACGGUCGAGAAUAAUGAGUCGGCGUGCCAGUUUGUAUGCUAAACAAAAUCCAACCAAACCUCGACCUAAAGUUAGAUUUUCCGAUGAAUUAGUCUUCUUGGAUAAUAUAAAGGAAAAUGAUAUUCCAGCACUUGGAUCAAUGUUACGGAGAGCAAGUCUUCAAGUUGAUAUUAGUGGAAUAAAUGAUGCAGGUUUAACGCCAUUGCAUCAAGCAGUUCUAGAUGGAAACUUAAUGGCAGUAAGAUUACUAGUAGAACACGGUGCAAACAUCAACAAACAAGACGACGAUUACUGGACCCCUUUGCAUGCCGCAUGUGCAGAGGGACAUGCCGAAAUAGCUCAAAUAUUACUGGACCAUGGAGCCGAUAGGACCAUACUUACCGAUGAAGGAGAGAGACCUUUAGAUUUAGUAGAUCCUUCGGAUUUCGCUACUAUACGUGUCAUGCUGGACAAUAACAAACAAGAGGAAGACUCGCAGACUAGUGAAGAUGAUCUAGACGAUUGUAAUUCAUGACGUGAAAUCACAGAAAUCAAAGUAUUGUCGGGCAAUGAAUGACAGUGAAACUUUCCUUGUUUCAAAAUCCACAACGUACAUGUAUAUCUCCGUUCAUUUUAUUCUAGACAUAACAGAUGUUUAUGUGUCACAGUUUAUUUCAACGGGUAAAUGAGAAAAACAAGUUAUGAUUUAUCAUUUAGAAUGUACAUUUAAAAACAUUUGAAAUUAACAUAAAGCUGUCCGGGUUCAAAAGUUUCAGAUUGUUCAUUUGCCUGCAGGAAAGUUGUGAAAUUAAAAAGUAUUCGUUCUUGGAAUAGGAUCUACAUCAUGGAAAUCUGUUUCAAGACUUUAAUCUAUCUUAUUGAUGUUCAAACCCUGAAAUUUCGAUAUUGUCUCCACAGCGAAAGUAGGAACGGGAAAUUAUGUUAAGUUUUUAAUUAAGCUCAAUUAUCAUCUUUUUUCAGUUUCUCAAAAAUAGAAAUAUAACCAGGGGCGGAUCCAGCCAUUUUUUAAAGGGGGUUCCAACCCAGGAUAAAGGGGGGUUCCAACCAUACCUCCCAACUCAAAAGCAUUGAUCGUCAAAAAAAGGGGUGUUCCAACCCUCGGAACACCCCCUGGAUCCGCCACUGAUAACAGUUGAUAUUAUGAUUCAAAAUUCAUCACAAAUAUGACAAAAUCAAGUUCUACAUGGCAGUUGUUUUUCACUUGUUUAGUUGAUUGAUAGCGUUUUUAAUUAUGUCAGUUUUUAUGGACUUCCCCUUUUUGAAUUUGCCUUGCAGUCAGUAUGUUUGUUAUAUUUUUUUAUUACAGAUGUUUACACUAGCUGUUUAUAAUUACAUGGCGUUUUUCUGGGACUUAAUAAUUAUCAUUUUACCUCACGAAUUAAACCAUCACAACUUAUUCAUUUGAUUGUGUACAAAGUGCAUUAAAGUUGAGUUUAUUGUCUGUAAGGUGGACCGUGAAAUCGUUCACUGCUAUCCAAUAUAAGGUACAUAGAAAUCGAACGUAUUUGUUUGGGUGAAGAAACUUUUUUUUUACAUUAGAGUUGUCUAUCUUUUAUCAGAAAAGGUACUUUAACGGAAGGCAGCAAUUCUUUGUUAUAUUAAAAUGUUUUCUAUUUUGUUUUUUCAAUGACCAGAAUGGUUUUAGAUGGGUACAGUAGUUUUAUGCCUUGUUUAAUUUCCACAUUUUAAUCGUUCAUUUUUUUUUUUAGAACUUUACAUAUUUAAUAGGCCAUGUACGCCUAUUAAAUAUUAAUAAAUAUUGUAACUAU